This is a messenger RNA of Notolabrus celidotus (New Zealand spotty), 1088 nucleotides long. RefSeq names its product proliferation associated nuclear element (gene pane1). Lineage: Eukaryota; Metazoa; Chordata; Actinopteri; Labriformes; Labridae. The record is from RefSeq and is a predicted model, not a curated record. The transcript has 6 exons. The coding region runs from base 146 to 700 and encodes 184 amino acids.
GUCCCUGCAGUAGACGUAUUGACGUCACACGCCUGUUUGGAAAAGAAGCGCGAGUUGACCUGCAUGAAGGAGCGACCACUGAGUUUUCCUUCGUGGACUGAGAAGAACUAAGAUAGUCUGGACUGUGGAAAGUGUUCAUAUCAGAAUGUCGUCACUGAAGCCAUUCAGUAAGCUGCCUGGUUUGAACACAGCGAACAUACUGCUGGUGGAGUUUGAGGAGCUGUUUCAGCAGAGUUUGGCCGACGCUCUGGUGGAGGAGACUGCUGUCACUGUAAAUGUGAGACUAGCAAAGAAUCUGCCGCUGCCCAAGAAGAAUGAGGAGAUUCGUCCAAGGAUCGAACUGGUAGUGUUUAUCAUCAACCUGACCUCAGAGCUUAGUUUUCAGUCAGCAGAGGCUUCUCUGAAAUAUUUGGACUCUGGAUUUUUUCUUGGAAAAGUCUGCUUCAUGGUUACUAACGCUCGUAAUGCUUUGGUCCCCUCAGAGCGCCUGGACUCUGUCAGAAAGCUGGCAGCAUCACUCCACUGCCCUUUACUGUUUGCAGAGGAUCAGACACCAGCAGGUGUGACCAAUGCUGCAGAGAGGCUGCUGACCAUCCUGAAGGUGACGUCCGGCCUUGUUCCCAUGACGACUGCUCUCUACCUGUCCAACCUGACUCGCUGUAUUGUGCCCCCCGACAUCGACCAGCCAGCCUUUGAUUAGUACACGUGGCUGUUUUGGGGACUUUUUCAUCUUUAUAUUUAUUAUAUUAUUAUAAGAGAUGGGCUCUCGGCCUGAUAUCACAUAUACUAGUUCCUCUAUUUUUUAACUUUUAAAAAUUAUUUGUGUUUUCUGUUGUCUCCUGUUUCUGUCUUCUCCCUCCAACAAUGAUGUGUUUUCCUGAAGUGCUGAACUGGUAACUGAGCGGUCUUCAAACUGACUAAAAACAAUGCCUCUUAUAACAGAACUGGAGACCACACAAGUAGUUAUGAUGAGGAGGUUCAUGAACAACUUUGUGUUUUGAUAUGUAAAGAGCACACAUACACUUUCCAACAUGUCGCAGCAGGGACAUGUAUAAAUAAUACAAUUAAAUUUGCUUAUUCAGUUUGAG